AUGGCGUCUACGCACUUGGUCGUCUCCCUGGUGUUGACGCUGUCCUGGCCUGUCCGAUGGUUGCGCCACGGCUCGUACUUCGGCGCGUGGGCCCAGGCGGCCGCCUCUCCUGCUACUGAUGCUGCGGCUCCAGCAUCGCUCUUGUCUACCGGGCUGCGGCUGCGGGUCUUGCUGCGCUCCUUCUCAGCUGCUGUGCGUCUUCCCGACUGGAGCAUGUUCUGCAUCUGCGCCCUGGCCGCUGCGGCCUUGGCCUUGGUGGUGCGGCUGGAGAAGUUCUGGGUGUCGCAGCCCUUGCAGUUCCACGAUGUCGCUCCGUCGCCCUGCUGCGGGGCAGACGACGAUCUUCCUUUCUUGUCGCCCUUGGCCAUGGCGGUCCGCGGCGGCGCCCAGCCGCAGCAGCGUGCGAGCCCAGGCUCGCUGCCGCCGCUGGCGCUGGGGGGCGCCAGCGGCGGCAGCGGGAUCGGGGGCGCGGGGGCCGCGCCGCCCGUGGCCGCGCGCGCUCUGGCGCCGCAGAUCAACAUGGUCAAUGCCAGCAACACCAGCAAGGCGCCUUCGCUGCGGCGGCAGGCCCAUGAGCCGGCGGCGCCCUUGCGGCUGCCUUUGGGCAGAAGGAGGCAGCAGCUGGGGCUGGAGGCCUUGCCGGAGAUGCAGGGGACCGAGGAUGCGGAAGAGGAGCUGCUGGAGGAGUCGCCAUGCCGCACACCAGUCUUGGAGUCCCCGGACCCAGACGUCGCGGAUGACUCCUCGCGGCAGGUCAGCAGCAGCAGCGGCGGCGGCAGCAGCCUGGCGGACAGCCUCAGCACAUCCGCGAGCCCCCGACGCGUGACAGGCGGCGACAGCGCGGAGAGGGAGGCUUCUCGCGCUGCCGUCAAGCAGGAAAUGCAGGACAUCGCGUCGCAGCAGACACGAUCGCUCGCAGCGGCUGCAGACUGCCAUCAGAUCCACAGCGCGCCUCCUGGCGGGAGCAGCCACGAGGCACCCUCAGCGAGAGUAUUCGCCCAGGUGAUCAACCUCCCUGGCACGGGCAGUGAGACAGAAGAGGGAGCAGAGGGCCACCAUGACUGCGCGCCAGCGGUCGCCGAGCCGCCGCGAGCCAGGGAGGGCGCCGGACAGCCAGACGGCGCUCGGUGGGCGGCCUUUGUGGCAGCAGCUGCUGAAUCACGGCAUCCCGGCGCGCCCUCUGACGUGGACCAACAGGCCACGGACGCAGAGAGCAGCUUGGCGGCCUUUGUGGCAGCGGCUGCUGAUGCCGGGGCCCCUGGUGCGCUCUCGAACGCGAGCUCGGAGGGCGUGGAGGCGGACAGUGGCGGAAAGGCGCCCGAGGAGGCAGUGGCCGCGCGGAGUUCGCUCGGGCCGUCGCCCAGCAUGGACUCGCGCGGCACGUGCGAGGAGAGUGCCGAAGCCCUCCAGGCCCCGCCCGCCGACGCCGCGCCGCUCUGCGGUGGGGGCGCGCGGCAGCCACCCCGAGGCACCGUCAUCGGGCUGCUGGGUCCGCGCCCUCCGGCGAGGUCUUCUGGCAGGUCUGUUGGGAGGUCUGGGAGCGACCUGCGCUGCCGUCAAUACUGCAAGGCGGCGGAGGAUCCUCCAGCUAUGGCGAAG
This is a messenger RNA of Prorocentrum cordatum, 1599 nucleotides long. NCBI's taxonomy places the organism in Eukaryota, Dinophyceae, Prorocentrales, Prorocentraceae. The record is from the annotation of a GenBank genome assembly.